AUGCCUACUCGUGAUGCUAAAUACAGAGAUGAGAUAUGUAAAUAUUAUUCGAAAUUAAGAAAUUUUAUAGAGAUCACAGGUCAUGCUCAGUUAACGAACAGCAAAAGAACUAAACGUGCCGAAAAGGCAAGAUCAAAGUUAUCAAGUUUAUCAACUAGACAAUUUUAUGAAUUGAAUUUGGACGUAAAUGAUGAACUUGAUAGACGUGUUGCUGAGGAAGAUUCCCAAUCAAUUACAUUAAAAGAAGGAGAAAAGGAGGCAGUUGAUAAACGUAAUAAUGCGAGAAAGAAAUUGGCUGCAUUGAAUGAGGUUCGAUUUGAUGAGUUGGUCAAUGAUUUAAUUUCAGAAAUCGAAUUGAGAGGAAUGGAUAAAAUUCUGAAAUCAGAUUAUGUAGAUCAAAAGGAGGCUGAGGGGACCUUAGUUUCCAGUUUUAAUAUGUCAGAUUUAGAUUCAAUUACUCCUAAAACAAUUAAUGACCUAGAAAUUAACCCAAAUGAUGAGUUGAAGGAUCCCUCAGUAGAUGAAAUUGAAGAAACGAUAGAUGUGGCGGUUAUUCCAGAUUCUCUAAGUAAUUCACCUUCUGAAUCUGAUAUUCUAAAACCAGAUAAUUCCCAAGUAAAUGUAGAUGAUAUGGUGCUGCAGUCUGCAGUUACUACUGAUACUCCUAAUGAUAUUAGUAAAUCUGAUCCAUUUUUUCAAACAUCCCAUGUGGUUCCAAUUAAGGCAUCGAUUGAUUGGUCUGAUGAUGAUGAGGAUGAGUCGCCUACAAAAAUGGAUCAACGUAGUAUUGUGGACAUUGAGACGAAAGACAAUUCUUCUACUACACAGGACAUAAACUUUAUUAAGACAACCGCAAAUAAUGGAACAUAUGAAUCCUUGUUGGAAGAAAAUAAGAAAUUGAAACAAGAACUGUACAUCUCAAAGAUGAAACAGAAUAAUACAACAGCACUGGCUUACUUAUCAAUUGAUAGUUUGAAUAUGGAUAAGAUGGAGCAGUAUGUUGAUAAUGACCUAGGGUAUAUCCCUGUUCAUAUGGCUGAAAAAUUCCAUGAUACGAUUAAUUACUUCUACAAGGUCAUAAGUGACCCGGAACAUAUACCAGCGUCUGAUAAGAAUGAUGACGAAUCAUCCCCGGAUACUACUUUGUUUAAAAUCGUUUUCCAAAUAUCGAAGGUUUGUUCCCAAAUCAUUACAUUGGUUGAUAUUCCAAUAUUUAAGCAGGAACUUAUUCUCCUUAAAGCUGCAAUCUCCCAAGCUAUUACCACAGUACGUUAUUAUUCGAUGUACGGUAGCCUUUUACCUAAAUUAACAGUGCAUGCGGCAAUUGCCGAUAUCUCAUUUUCAUUUUGUAAUUUAAUCAAGAUGACCAAACUUAAGACAAAUACAGACUUGUUUCAAACAUCGAUCUUAUCUGGAGUCAACAAUACACCAGGUUCCACUUUUAGUUUUACCAAAGAUCUUUUGAAUCAUAAUACUAAAGAAACUGAUAAAAUUGAAGUUGCUGCAAAACCGUUGAAAUUAGCAAGAAAUUUAAAAAAUCACAAGGUUGAUUAUCAGUUAACCCCAUCAAAGACUAAAACACCUGUCAGGAAUGGAAGUAAACGAAGAUCGAAGAGAUCAUCGUUUAGGAAAUCUAAACAGUCUGAUAAUGAAAUGGUAGCGCCAUGCAGAAAUCCUAGCAGAUCUGCUUCUAAAGGUACAAAUGUUCUCCGUGAAUCCCGUCAAGAUAGUUUUGAUUUUAAUAAGACACCAACAUUAUUGCAAAAUAAUUGCAAUCAAAAUAAUAUUACUCAAACUAAUCACAGUGUUUCAAGAAACGCAUCCAUUUCAUCAUCCACAAAUUCUGCCGGAGCAAAAUCAGCAUCUACAUCAAUUGGGUCUCGUAAAAACUCCAAGUCUUCCUCAGUAAAAUGGAAAAAUAAUAAAAAAAAGGUAGAUCAUAAACAUGAAAAGAUAGAUAACAAUAAUGGUAAACCUGUAGCAGUUUCACCAAACACCACCAAAUCCUCAAAAAAAUCUGCAAAAAGAUUUGCUGACAAAAUUAAAAAUUUUGGUAAUAACAACAGUUUAGGAUUGAGGAUGAUGCCAAGUGAAAAAUCAACUAAGGUGAAAUAG
Messenger RNA from Maudiozyma barnettii, 2115 nucleotides. It is a transcript of the gene SPH1, whose product is annotated as Sph1p. Gene Ontology annotation, biological process: pseudohyphal growth; mating projection formation; bipolar cellular bud site selection. Gene Ontology annotation, cellular component: cellular bud tip; cell cortex of growing cell tip; actomyosin contractile ring. Bases 1 to 2115 code for a protein of 704 amino acids. The transcript has a single exon. Gene Ontology annotation, molecular function: MAP kinase scaffold activity. Lineage: Eukaryota; Fungi; Ascomycota; Saccharomycetes; Saccharomycetales; Saccharomycetaceae. The record is from RefSeq and is a predicted model, not a curated record.